AUGAAAUUAUUCAUUGCUUUCUUUUUUGUGAUUGUUCUUAUUGUAUUCCAGGAACAAAAUUAUUGUUUUUCCUUAAGUAUACCUGCUUCUCCUGGCUACUAUCAAGAUGGGGAUUUUGUUAUUGGAGGACUCUUUUCCCUUAGAGUGACUACUGGAGACACUAGAAGUAAAUUUGGCUUUACAGAUACAAACCCUAUACCGGAAUAUGUUUAUGUGGAUUUCACUAAACAUUAUCAACACAUGUUAGCAAUGGUUUUUGCUAUAGAAAAAAUCAACAAAGACCCAAAUAUUCUAUCCAAUAUGUCCCUGGGAUUCUAUCUCUUCAAUGUUGAUUUUAUUGAGCUGAAGGCUGUGCAAAGUUCUAUGGCAUUGCUCUCAGGAGAGAGCCCCCCAAUUCCUAACUACAACUGCAGGCCACAGAAGAUUGAUAAGCUGGUUGCUGUGAUAGGAGGCAUUUCAACAGGAAUAUCAACUCAGAUCUCCCGAGUUCUAAGUCUCUACAGUGUCCCACAGAUCAGCUAUGCUCCUUUUGACCAGAGUCUUGGGACCAGAGUCCAGUUCCAGUCUCCUUACCAGUUUCCUGUGCACACCACAGCUCUGUAUCAGGGAAUUAUUCAACUGUUGCUAUACUUCAUGUGGGUCUGGGUUGGCCUGGUGGUCCCAGAUGAUAUUAGGGGAGAGCUCUUCCUUAGGGACAUCACAGAAGAGUUGACCAACCACAGACUUUGUGUUGCAUUUGCAGAAAAGGUGCCAGAAUUUCCUGCUAAGGACACAGUAAACAGGGAACUUUUUAGGGGAAGAUUCACAUUGGCAAGUGUUAUUGUUGCAUUUGGUGACACAUAUUCUCUUCUCAGAUUUGUCUAUAACAUCUUUUGCAAUACUCCUUUUGGUAAUGUCUGGAUCACUACUUCUGAUUGGGAUAUUACCACAUUUCCCUUUCAACAAAAUCUAGGUUAUACAUACUUUGGUGGAGGAUUAUCAUUUUCUGUUCAUAUGGAUGAAAUUCUGGGAUUCAAGGAUUUUCUCAGAAGUGUUCAACCUAGAAAAUACCCUCAUGACAUCUUUAUCCAGGAUGUGUGGUCAAUCUUAUUUGAAUGUCCGUAUUUUGAUCAGGACUGGAUCAGGGAACUGAGUCAAUGUGAACAAAAUGGCAGCCUGAGCACACGACCACUGCAUGUUUGGGAUAUGAAUACCUUAUCCUCUAGCUACAAAGUCCAUGCAGCUGUGUAUGCCAUUGCCCAGGCACUUCAUGAGGAGUUGUCACUCAGAGUGGAAGGAAGCUCAUUCAAUAAAGGUGUACUCAGGGCACCUCUCCCAUGGAAGCUCCAUCUAUUCUUACAAAGGGGCCAAUUUUGGGAAAGCAUCAAUGAGGAGAAUGUUGUAAACAAGGAAAUUUCAACGACCAAGCUUGACAUCCUUAAUUACCAGUCUCUGCAGAGUGGUACCAAAGCUCAAGUGAAAGUUGGCGAGUUUGUCUUUGAAUCUAAUAGUGUUCAGCAUUUUACCCUAAAUGAUGAACUCAUAAGUUGGGGCGAGCACCACAAUCAGACUCCUUUUGCUCUUUGCAGUCAAAGUUGUACAAUUGGAUUUAGGAAAACACUUGUUGAAGGGAAACCAUUCUGUUGUUUUGAUUGUGUUCCAUGUCCAGAUGGAGAGAUUGCAAAUGAAACAGAUAUGGAUCAAUGCAUCAAGUGUCCUGAAGAUCAGUAUCCAAAUAAGCAGAGGAAUCAGUGUCUCCCUAAAAUUAAAACAUUUUUGUCCUAUGAAGAUACUCUGGGAGCUGUUUUGGCAUCACUGGCUAUUAGUUUGUCUACCUUUUCAGCUAUAAUUUUGGGAUUAUUUAUCUGCUAUCGGGACACACCCAUUGUCAGAGCAAAUAACAGAAAUCUCAGUUAUCUCCUCCUCAUUUCUCUAAUGCUCUGUUUCUUUUGCUCAUUAAUAUUCAUUGGCCAACCGAGUAGAGUCACUUGUGUCUUGAGACAAAUGAUUUUUGGUAUUGUAUUUUCUGUUGCUGUUUCUGCUGUCUUGGCAAAGACCUUCAUUGUGGUUGUGGCCUUCAAAUCCCUCAAACCAGGAAGCACCUUACAAAUGUGGAUGGUGACCCGACUCUCAAAUGCUAUAGUCUGCUGUGGUUCCAUCAUUCAAGUGUGCAUCUGUGCAGUCUGGCUGGGAACAAAUCCACCUUUCCCUGAUGUUGACAAGCAGUCAGAGUUUGGUCAAAUCACCUUCUGUUGUAAUGAGGGGUCCACCCUUGCUUUCUAUUGUGUUCUGGGGUACUUGGGCUUUCUGUCCAGUCUCAGCUUGCUUAUUGCUUUUCUGGCAAGAAGACUACCAGACAGCUUCAAUGAGGCAAAAACAAUCACAUUCAGCAUGCUUGUUUUCUGCACUGUGUGGAUUUCUUUUGUACCCACUUACCUGAGCUCCAAAGGUAAAACCAUGGUGGCUGUGGAAAUUCUUUCAAUUUUAGCUUCUAGUGCUGGCUUACUGGGCUGUAUAUUUCUUCCCAAAUGCUAUGCGAUCCUACUGAGAUCAGGUAGCCUUUCAAGACAAAAGUUCUCUAUAUGA
Apodemus sylvaticus (European woodmouse) is the source of this 2565-nucleotide messenger RNA. Its product is annotated as vomeronasal type-2 receptor 26-like. The record is from RefSeq and is a predicted model, not a curated record. Gene Ontology annotation, molecular function: G protein-coupled receptor activity. Lineage: Eukaryota; Metazoa; Chordata; Mammalia; Rodentia; Muridae. The coding region runs from base 1 to 2565 and encodes 854 amino acids. The transcript has 6 exons. Gene Ontology annotation, biological process: G protein-coupled receptor signaling pathway. Gene Ontology annotation, cellular component: membrane.